This is a messenger RNA of Anarrhichthys ocellatus (wolf-eel), 2362 nucleotides long. RefSeq names its product BAR/IMD domain containing adaptor protein 2 like 2a (gene baiap2l2a). Gene Ontology annotation, molecular function: protein binding. Gene Ontology annotation, biological process: actin crosslink formation; actin filament bundle assembly; plasma membrane organization. Bases 165 to 1454 code for a protein of 429 amino acids. Lineage: Eukaryota; Metazoa; Chordata; Actinopteri; Perciformes; Anarhichadidae. The record is from RefSeq and is a predicted model, not a curated record. The transcript is spliced from 14 exons. Gene Ontology annotation, cellular component: cytosol; nucleoplasm.
CAGGUACCAGCACACUCACCCGCCGCCUCCUCUCCUCAACUCCAAGUCCAGUUCAAAGCUAUCAACUCUUGUCUCACAGACGCUUUGGAACAUUCGCUGGAUGGUUUAAGACCCGGAGAGCCUUUUGAGGUUUCACAGACGGUUGCACUGUUUCGGAUACAAACAUGUCGGGGAUGAAUAGUGAUCAGCUGCAUCGCUCCACCCUGAGGAUUUACUCGAGCUUGAUGGAUGAGUUCAACCCAAGCCUACAGAAACUGGUCUCACUGGGUAACAGCUACGUGCAUGCUUUCCAGGCUCUUGCAGUAACAAGUGAGGCCUACUGUAGUGCACUUUCAAAGAUCGGAGAAAAUGCUUUCCACACCAUAUCGUCUCGCUCCCUCGGAGAUGUCCUGAUUCAGAUCUCUGAGAGCCAACGACGACUCAUGGCGGAGAUAGACGGAGUCUUCCGCUGGUUCAGUAUGGAGGUGCUUCAGGAGAUGGACACUAACAUUAAACUGGAUAAAGAUUACAUAUCAGGCAGCAGGAAGCACUACGAGAUGGAAGUCCACGACCAGUCAGCAGCUCUGGACAGGCAGCUGAGGCGAGGAGACAACCAGGAUCUGCAGUAUAUGAAGUUCCUCAGGGAGAGCCACAACGAGGCUCUGAAGGAGGAGGAGAGGCGAUACCGCUUCCUGUCGGAGAAACACUGCGGCCUGAUACAAUCCAUCGCCCACCUCAUGAAUAAGCAGACAGGAGGAUCCCUCCAGCAGACAGCUGAUGCCUGGAAUGAGGAUGUCAAUGCUACUAGAGGACCCGAGGCCAGGCGACCCACAGCUGUAGCCAACUCUAUGGGGAUGAAGGAGGAGAUGAGAAGGAGCAGAGAGGAGCUGCCGCUCGGCAACGUCCCAUCAAGGGCUCCAUCUCCCCAGGGAAGCAUUUCUCGCCCUACAGGAGGCAGAUCCACCAGGGCCCGGGUGGCCCACCAGCCUGGUGGCUCCAACCCCACCCUGCUGCCCUUCACCAGGGGAGAGAUGAUAACCGUGCUGGUCCAACAGCCCAGAAACGGCUGGCUGUAUGGACGUGCUGACAGCAGUUCACGUGAAGGAUGGUUUCCAGUCACCUAUGUGGAAGCAUUGGAUGAUCCUCCAAAGACAACCCGCUCUGGUAGCUCCUCUCUCAGAAGCAGUAGCAGCAGGAGCAACCUGCUCGACCAACCAGGAAGCAGCAGCUACAGCGGAGCCCCGCCCCCUCCGCCUCCACCUCCACCACCUUCAUCUUCAUAUAAACAGUAUGAGAUGCGACCGAUCACACCGACACCUGACAGAAGGGCCGAGUCUAAUUCAGAAAAGAAGAGAUCAAAACCACAUGGAUCACAGCCAGAACUCUUCCCGAGGGGCACCAACCCGUUUGCCACAGUUAAGCUGAAACCCACGUCCACCGAUGACAGAUCGGCCCCGAGCGUAUAUCGACGAUGACAUCUUCACCCCGAAACAAAAUGCUUUUGUCGAGCUUGACAGUUCAUUCUUGACCUUCGAAAUGGAGCAUAUGUGUGAGUGGAGGCUGUCUAGUGUUUUCCUACUUUCAAACAAGACUCGGUUUGUUAAGAGACACACAAAGCUGGAGAAAGAGGACAGAAAAAUGUAUGAAUAUUUUAUGAUUUUUGGGUUCGCACAAGGACUGUUAUAUAUUUUUAGAUCUUGGUAAAUUACAACAAACAUUGUGUUUUUUAAGGCUAUAAUGGUUUUAUCUUGUUGACUAUUUCAUAAUUGGCUCUGGUUUUAACAUUUGUAUGGAAGUAAGACUGAAUCACUAUCAAACAAUGUGUUCAUGUAACAUAAACUAAUUGACUUUAAAUCAUCGUUCCUUCUCUGUGUUUUCUGACAUUCUGACAAUGAAAGAUAUGAGAAUGACUUAUAUGUUCCACUUGGAAAUAAAUGAUUACCGUCUACGAUGUGUUAGUGUACAGUUGAUGUUACGAGUCAGUGCUGAGAGAUAUGUCCUUUGUAGCUCAGCGAUGGAUGCAUGAUAAAUAAUCUUUGUCAUUGUAUUGCACCUCCACCAUUGUUCUCUGCAUGGUCCGCAUUAAUACAUAUUAAUUGCAUUACUAAUUUACUUUGGAAAAUGGCUUUAUUUAAAAUGUUACCUCUGGCAGAUAAUGUAAUAUGUUAAUUAUUUUUUUAAAAGGACGAAAAUGUAGUCUGAGCCAGAAACGUAAUGAAAAAUGCAAUGCGUUCAUGGAUAAUGUAAUACCGUCUUUAUAGCAUCAUAUAAUUACCUUCACCCAUUCAUUGAGCUUUUUCAGGUCACAUUUUUUACUGAUGGCAGAAGGAUGAUAUUGAUUAAUCAAACAAAAACAAAUAGCUUGAAAAUAAGUUGUUACCUA